CAGUCACUACACCGUCGUGGUGUUGUUCGUAACUCUAUGCGUGCGGUCAUAUUAGCGUAGCGUAAGUAUGCUCGCAAGAUCGCUUUUGCGAACCGGAAAUGUAUGUGUUUUCUCGUGUAGCGUAGCUUUUACAAACCAGACGCGUAGAAGCGCAUACGUCGAUCAUGUGGUGCAUGCUGCGCGUUUUUGCUGUGUUGCUCCGCUGUGUUAUGGGUCGUUCACAAGAAUAUGA
This is a messenger RNA of Amoebophrya sp. A120, 232 nucleotides long. NCBI's taxonomy places the organism in Eukaryota, Dinophyceae, Syndiniales, Amoebophryaceae. The record is from the annotation of a GenBank genome assembly.